This is a messenger RNA of Acanthochromis polyacanthus (spiny chromis), 7762 nucleotides long. RefSeq names its product estrogen-related receptor gamma a (gene esrrga). NCBI's taxonomy places the organism in Eukaryota, Metazoa, Chordata, Actinopteri, Pomacentridae. Gene Ontology annotation, molecular function: steroid binding; nuclear steroid receptor activity; DNA-binding transcription factor activity. Gene Ontology annotation, cellular component: nucleus. Gene Ontology annotation, biological process: regulation of DNA-templated transcription. The transcript is spliced from 9 exons. The record is from RefSeq and is a predicted model, not a curated record. Bases 433 to 1953 code for a protein of 506 amino acids.
AUAUUCAUGAGCUGCUAUCGGGGCUUUAAGUCGUUGAUUAGGACAGCGGCACAGCUUUUCGUCUCAACUGCCUGGCUGACUGGCUGUGUGUGUGUCUAUAGCCCCCUCUCACCGGCUCUCACAUACACACCGCACACACACGCUCCCUCACAUCUACGCACACACGCAGAGCUGAUCAGUGCGGGCAGCGCAGAGCCUGGUAAUUGUAUUGCUCCCUCCAAGUGGAAGGAAGGACCGAGAGAGAGGAAGACCAGAGAAAGAAGAGGAGGAGAGAGAGAGAGAGGAGAGAUAUAAAAACUUUGAAUUUUUCCAAUUUUUUUUUUUGCUGUUUCCACGGAGGAGGUUGACAUGACAAUGAACCGUUAUCGCCGAUGGAUUCGGUAGGACACCCAUUAUCUGAGUGUUUUUUAAUGCACUCUGAACAAGAGUAGAAUGAACUUAUCGAAGGGGCCAUUGGUGAACAGCAGCAGUGAAGAUAAUUCCAAGUCAACUUAUGGUAAAUGCGGCGCUGGCGCCUGGAGGAUGCACCAGAGCUACGAUCCACUGGAGGCCAACCACAUGAGAGACGCACAUGCCCUCUACAACCCCAGGCUUCUCUGCAGAAUGUCCAGUAAGGAGCGACACCUAGAAUCCAAUUGUCCGUCCUCUUAUAUAAAGACUGAACCGUCUAGUCCUGCCUCCCUGACUGACAGUCUAAACCAUCACUCCCCUGGUGGCUCCAGUGACGCCUCGGGCUCAUACUCAUCCACAAUGAACGGCCACCCCAACGGCUUAGACUCCCCAAGCCUUUAUGGCUCCAAUGCAGGGCCCCUCGGACCUGCUGGUGGUCCUGGAUCAAAGCGUUAUGAGGACUGUUCGUCAACUAUUGGGGAAGAUUCGCAAAUUAAGUGCGAGUACAUGUUGAAUUCCAUGCCCAAGAGGUUGUGUCUGGUGUGUGGGGACAUUGCGUCAGGCUACCACUAUGGAGUGGCAUCCUGUGAGGCCUGCAAGGCCUUCUUCAAACGCACCAUUCAAGGCAACAUUGAAUACAGCUGUCCAGCCACCAAUGAGUGUGAGAUCACCAAGAGGAGACGCAAGUCGUGCCAGGCCUGCCGCUUCAUGAAGUGUCUGACUGUGGGCAUGCUGAGGGAGGGUAAGGGAAAAGGUGUUCGCCUGGACAGGGUUCGUGGUGGAAGACAGAAGUAUAAACGCCGGAUAGAUGCAGACAACAGCCCAUACCUGAACCCACAGCUGGCUCUGCCCCCUAAGAAGCCAUUUGCCUUUGGCUGCCUUGCAGAUAACAAAAUCGUCUCUCACCUGCUGGUGGCCGAGCCAGAGAAGAUUUACGCUAUGCCUGACCCAACAGUACCCGACAGCGACAUCAAGGCCCUGACUACGCUGUGUGACCUGGCGGACAGAGAGCUAGUGGUCAACAUCGGUUGGGCCAAACACAUCCCAGGUUUCUCCACGCUGUCUUUGGCAGACCAGAUGAGUCUACUGCAGAGUGCAUGGAUGGAGAUCUUGAUUCUGCGUGUUGUGUAUCGUUCACUGUCUUUUGAAGACAAGUUGGUGUAUGCUGAGGACUACAUAAUGGACGAGGACCAGUCGAAGCUCGCUGGACUUCUGGACCUGAACAAUGCCAUCCUUCAGCUGGUCAAGAAAUACAAAGCUAUGAAACUAGAGAAGGAGGAAUUUGUCACUCUCAAAGCCAUUGCUUUGGCUAACUCAGACUCCAUGCACAUUGAAGAUGUGGACGCAGUGCAGAAGCUCCAGGAUGUGCUCCAUGAGGCCCUGCAGGACUAUGAGGCUUCCCAGCACCAGGAGGAUCCCCGCCGGGCGGGCAAGCUGCUCAUGACCCUCCCCCUGCUCCGCCAGACCUCCACCAAGGCUGUGCAGCACUUCUACAGCAUCAAGCAGGAUGGCAAAGUCCCAAUGCACAAACUCUUCUUGGAGCUGCUGGAGGCCAAGGUCUGAGGACAGGGGAUAGAUGAAAGGACAGCUAGACACCAGUCUGAACCAGUUGAGCUGCAACUCAAACUGAACAACUCUGAAUGACCUCUUGCUCUUUUACACACACACACACACACACACACACACACACACACACACACACAGACAAACGCACACACACACACAUGCACUCUUACACACACACACACACACACACACACACACACACACACACACACACACACACACACACACACACACACACACACACACACACGCACUCUUACACACGCACACAUACAGAAAUAUGUCCCUGAAGUUUGUCUGCUGACAAAUCCCCCUAUGAAUAAAGAAGCUAUCUCAACCUCCUACCUGAACCCUAAACCAAACUGUCUUCGACAAAAAGGCGCUCACUUGAUCAUCAGUUUUGGGGCCGCUGUGGCCAGACUGACGUAAACCCCCCCUGUUAGCAAGGGAACAUAUUUCCUAACAAUUACUUAACAGCAGUUACCACGGUGAAUCCCAACGCUGACGAUGGCAAAACACUUAUGCAUUUAAUAACGAUUAAGAUGUUAUUAAUGACAAACGCUUAAAUGAGGACACAUUUAAAAGAAACUGAAAACUCUUCAUUUUAGCUCUGAGAGACUGUAAGACUGCACUCGUGUCUCCCUUCCCCUCACCGUUUCCCCCAACAGAGUUUUUUAAGAGUUCACGAAGAGAACGAGUGGGGGAAAAAAAUGAACACCGAGGAAAUAUUAAUGACGUUUGUUGUCAAAGUACAUGUACAAUGAAACUUGGAUGGAUGGACAGAAAGAAAAGAAGAGGAGAUUUGCCCUGCCAAAGAAUGGAACCAUCCAUUCAGAGGAUGCCAGCAAACUUAACUGUCAUAACCCAAAACUGUUUCUGGAUUGACCCACCAGUGGCUUUCAGUCCUGGGCCUCAAGAGUACCGCUGGUUCUCUGGUCUAACAGUUAUUUAAGAAUUUUUCUGCUAAUUCUGAAAACCAGCAGGGCUCAAGAGUUUCAAUUACCAGGAUUGGAAACGACUGCGGUAAACACUUUACAGUUCUCCCUAAAUUCAGCUCCUGGUUUCCCAUGACUCCCCUACUUCAACUACAACUUUACUAUUUGUUGUAUUUGCUGAGGACCGGUGAUCCUGGCCUCCCAAACCUGUCAGUAUUACCAUAGUAUCAGUGUGUGUACACUCAACAAAGCUAAAAAUGGUUUCAAAUAUUCUAGCCACUCGAGGUUUGGUUGAUUGACAGUAGAAAUAUUACUUUUUAUUUGCUUCUAUCAAAGCAAAACUUGAUCUAUAUUGUCAAGAAUGGAUUCCUGCUUGGCUUACAGACAGAUGAUGUUCACAUUGUCUGUGAUAUUAUAUGCUCUGUCAAACCCCCUCCUGUGUUUGCAUGUCUAUUUGAAACAUUUUUAGCUGCUUAGCGGUCCAGGUUUGCAGCUCUCCACGUACCAGUCAGUAGAGAUUUCAGUCUGUCAAUGUGCCAUUAUAAAUAGUCCAGCCCACGCUCAUUACCCACACUCCAAAAACUACCAAGUGUCACCUCAGUACUACCCUCCUCGCCCCGUUGUGUUCACAACUUCCAGCUCGUCUCUUGCGUCAGUACAGAGAUAUUUUUGUGAAUCAUUCAGGGAGUGCAGGGGGAGCUUCAGUCAUCUAAACGCAAUACAAACCCGAAGGAAAGGUGUGCUGACAAAACUGACUGAAGAACAACUGCUGUUGCUUUGAAACUCCUCGACUUUUUUUCUUAAUUUCUACCUUGAAAAUAAUCUUAGCGGUGAUACCAAUAUUAGGGUUGUAAAUAAUUGUCAUCCUGUAUAUGACAUAUAACAUGGCUUUGUUUUUGUUAUUAAUAUUGUCUUCUUAAAACUGAAUCAAUCAAUAUGUCUUUCCUUUUUUCUAUCAGCUUGACCACUUUCAGCAAUUAUCAUAUAUAUAUAUAUAUAUAAAUAUAACAAGUAAUAAUGUAUUAACAAAUCAGCGUUUAUCUUAGAAACUCUGAGCAAUAGUGGUUUUUAAAGGAGGGGUUUGUGCAUAUGGACUAAGUCUGCAAUAUUAACAUUACGUGCCAGUCUUAAAAUUUGGGAGAGAGAGGACGAGGAUUUGGAGGAGAAUUUGUAGCUUCUCUUUCUCUCUGUGUAACUUGCCAUAAGCUAUUAGAUAACAGUCAACAUUUCCUUUGUUAGUGACAUUUAGGCAGGAGAAAUACGGACUAGGAAUGUCGGGAUGUGAUGUUCCUGCUGAUUUCACAUGAAAGCUAUGUGGAAGAACUGCUGGGUGACUGGGUUAAAGAAGCAGCUACAAACAAAAACAUCACAUGUUCGGAGGUUUGCACCUUUCUUGUGACCGACUUCUUUUUAUGGUCACAUUUAACGUCAUUUAAGAAAAAAAGACACUUCUUUGUUUAAAACCAACAGUUAAACACAACACAGUUUUUGCUCAUUUGCACCAGAGGGUGUAAAACUGUUUUGGCCAUCAGAAUAACCCGGUGAAAUCUGCAGUAGAAUGGUGCUGAGGAAAAUCAAAACAUCAACCAAACCAAAUGACGUGGCACUAGCUGCUUCCUGUUAGCUCGCUACCCGUUUAAGUGUUGUUACGUAGAUUCUAUAUUCCAUAUACCAUCUAAACAACUAAAAAUAAUUAUUAAAAACAGCCUCACAGAUUAAGCUGCAUUUUAUUGAUAUUCCUAAAUUCACAAAACUAGCUAGCUAGCUGGUGUUGUCAUUCAAAUCAGCUGCCUUUGUUUAGAGCGAACAGGCGACGUCGUGCAGCGUAGUCAUUUAAAAUGUGACUUUAAUUAACUGUAACAGACUUUAAGAUGAUGAUCGUUUUAUUUGACAGUGAUUUGGAGUCAUUUGUUAACUGUCAACACCAAUACGGUUGCUUGUUAAAAUUCAAAUGGUUUCUCCAGAAACAGGAAAAGCUGAGCUGACAGGAAGCUGUCUUCCACAGUCAAAUGAAUUUCUCUCUUAUAGCAAGAUUGUAUACUGUGUGGUUGACUGAUCACAGCUUUAACAGGUAGACAGUUGAGGAGUGGUUUUUUUUCUAUCUUUUAUUUAUGUAAUUUCUAAAGCCGAAUAAGAAUGCCAAAAUGUAAUCUAGACGACAGCGUAAUCUAAUAUAAAAUGGCAACUUGUCACAGCUGAGGAGUGCGGCGGUUUAAAGUGUAGUUGAUCUCUAACAUCACACGCUCUGUAUCAAACAUCAGUAUUAUUAGUAAGGGGUAUUUUCUCAGCCUUCUUAAACAUUGUAUAUUGUAAAUUAUACAGAUUAUAAUUCUAACAUAAGACAUUUUAUUGGAAACGAAAUCCAGAAAAAAAAACGAAAAAAAAUGUAGUUCAGCCUGUGUGUUUCAUGUUUGCUGUUUUUUCUAUCAAGAAAAGAAACCUUUUCUUUGGUUUUAUCUGUUGUUUUUUUGUUUGUUUGUUUCCUUUUAAAGUCCUCUUUCUGUUUGACCCUUUCCUCCUCUGUUGACUCCUCUAAGGCGUUGCUGUGUAAUUUUUUCUUGUGGUGAUUCCCGUUCUUGUGCCGUGUGCUUCUUCUUUAGAUGACACAGAGUAGAGUAGAGGCCAUGUUGUCUGUCUGUCUGUCGGAUCAGUCCGCUGGGGGUCUGGGCACCGGAUUCUCUCUCAAUGAACCGAACCGGAUAUAAGGCUCUUCUUCUAGAAACUUAACUAGACCACCAGGAUCAAAUUACAGUACUCAUCUUUACCAAACUAUACAUGAAUAAUUAAAUAUUUAGUAUCUAAAUGAAGAAACACCUUAACAAGUAUUUAAAAAGGGAUCAUUUGUGUAACUUUCCUGUAGAAUAAACAAUAUACUGUAUAUCUUUAGGUUAAAUAAUGCUGAAAUGAAAAGGACAUUUGAGUAAUUCAGAACUGUAGGUGACUCUUUUUUGAUAAACUCGCUGUACAUAACUGCCUUCCAUACAGCUCAGCUCAGUCAUUAUCUUUACCGUUUCAGCAGGAAAAAAGAGAAAAUAUGAAGAUGAGUUUUCAGCUUAUUUCCUGGAAGAUGUCUUGCUUUACAACAAACCCUGAGAAGCUUUGGUGUGGGUUGACGGGGAAGAAAUGUCAAAGAAAAUGCUUGACAUGUUUAAUUUGCACUUGCUGUUUUUCCUACACCUUACAUUCAUCCACGACGGGGACAUGAUUCCACAUUCUGGUCCAAUUGAGCCGCAAAAUUAAAGAGUUAAAUUCUAAUUUUUACCAGCUUUGAAUUAACAUUUUCCUAUUUUUCCUCAUGAUGCAAAUUUCUAGAUUCAGACGCUGCACUGUAAACACCAUAAAUUCAAAUAUUCUAGGGUUCAUCAAAGGUCUUGAACGCAGACAUUUGUUGUUUUUAGAGGGGGAAAUAUACAGAUACAAUAUUUCACAGGUGCACGUGAGAUAUUUGUAGCUCGAGCUCCCAGUGACGAAGAUGAAUUUCUCAUGUUGAUUGUAACUUAGAACGCUGUCAGAAAGACGGUAUUUAUUACCAUCCACUGUACAUUAAUCUUCACAACUUAUGGAAGAAAGGUGCUCUUCUCUCUAACUGUUACUGUUUUUAUUUAUGUGUCAGUUGUCGAACUGAUCCUGUGCGCUAAACAGUUCAACACGGUGAAAGAUGUGACAUGGUCUCCCUGAGGUGAUUAACGCUGAGCUGAAUCUGGUUAAUAGUUGUGUUUGAAAUUGGACUUGGAAAUGGGUCCCAGAGGUGCCCCUUUGUCUCGCUAGCUGGGGCAUUUUUAGACGCCUGAAAAGAAAAAUCUGACCAGCAGAAAUCAGAAGGGAGAUUGUGUGUUUCUUUCCGAGGUUUUGAUGUAACUUGCUGCUCAUAGCCACAAUGUUAUUCAGAUGUACAGGAUGAAGGCUUUUACCUUGUUUUUUUUUUUCUUGUUAAAAAGCAAUAUUUUAAAGACUACAAUGAUGAGGCAGGAGUUGCACAAGUUUGUGUCGGGUUAUAGAUCCGAAUGCCGAUGGAUCUAUUAGAAUGAUUCUGCAGUUGGUGUUAAAGCCACAUAAAUAACAACAAACAAAGCUGGUAUUUCCAUGAGGAGCAGUGGAAGAAGGACUGUCUGGGUUUUUUGCUUGUUUUUUUUUUUUUUUUUGCAGAGUUUGACCUGGUUGCACUUUGGGCAUCAUGUUGUUGGCCUCAUUUGGAACUUAGACCCAUUAGCGACAAACUCUCCAUGUAACAAUAGUUUAGUUGGAGCAGAAGGACAGGUUAUUGAGCCAUAGUGACAAAACCAGAUUGUCCAUCUUCCAUAGCUGCCCCUGAAAACUGCUAAGGCCAAACUGUGUCUAUCUACAGCUCAACAGUGUUUAGUCAUUUAGUUGUAUUUAAUCCCCAAAUGUAACUGCCACUUGUGCUGCAGGCUUCCCCUGCAGUUUGAAUUUGCAAAUAUGAAGGAAAUAUUUAAGGGAGAGAAAAAGUUUGGGAACAUUUGGAUUCAAAGGAUAUUUAAGGAUUUUUUUAAAAAAAACACCCUGGAGUGGUGGAGAAGACUUGUGGACGAGAGAAGACCCUGUAGUGUUAUUACAACAUGUCCGUAGAUUUUAGAUGUGCUUCACAUCAGUAAAUGAAAAAAAAAAAGAUAAACAAUUACCUGUAUAUUUUUGUGACGUGUAUCAUACAAGUGUGCUGCAACAAUAAUGUCCAUUUGUGUAAAUGUAUUUAUUUCACAUUGUAUAUAUUGUUCAAUGCAAAAAGAGAGACCUAUGAUUCUGUAACUUAAACUACUAUGGGUUGAAACAUUACAUGUGUUACUCCAGACUAUGCCUUUCAGGAUUAUUACAGUAGAGCAAUAUCAAUUAAAACCAGGCUUCCAGUUUUGAAA